GCGGGCUCUAAGGGGCGAGGCCUUGGUGGACCGCAGCCAGUCGCAGGUCCUGGGAAGCUAACUUGUCAGUGGCACUUGUUAAGUUCUUUCUUGGAGAAACGGAGAAACAUCCAGGUUUUAGGCUCCCGAGCUGUUUAGCCAUUGCUGAGUAUUCCAAGCUAAAGAUGACCGUGAUGAGUCACCUGAGAGUGAUUCUACAAGUCUCUUCAUGUACAUUGCCAUGGAGAAGGUUCUGGGUUCCGAGGUUGGUGCCACGGAGGUCCUGCAGUCUCUAUACCUGCACAUACAGAACCAGGAACCGAGCCUUACCUCCACUCUGGGAAAACUUGGACCUUGUUCCUGCGGGUGAUCGGCAGUCACCCAUCAACAUCCGAUGGAGGGACAGUGUUUAUGACCCUGGCUUAAAACCGCUCACCACUUCUUACGACCCAGCCACCUGCCUCCACAUCUGGAACAAUGGGUAUUCCUUUCUUGUGGAAUUCGAAGAUUCUACAGAUAAAUCAGUGAUUGAGGGAGGACCCCUGGAACACAAUUACCGACUGAAGCAGUUUCAUUUUCACUGGGGGGCCAUUGAUGCUUGGGGCUCUGAGCACACUGUGGACAGCAAAUGCUACCCAGCAGAGCUGCACUUGGUACAUUGGAAUGCAGUCAAAUUUGAAAGUUUUGAGGAUGCAGCACUGGAAGAAAAUGGCUUGGCUGUGAUAGGUGUAUUUUUAAAGCUAGGUAAACAUCAUAAAGAACUACAGAAAUUGGUGGACACUUUGCCAUCAAUUAAGCACAAGGACACCUUGGUGGAAUUUGGAUCAUUUGACCCUUCGUGUCUGAUGCCUACUUGCCCAGAUUACUGGACCUACUCUGGGUCUCUCACUACACCGCCCCUGUCGGAGUCUGUUACCUGGAUCAUUAAGAAGCAGCCAGUUGAGGUUGACCGUGAUCAGCUUGAGCAGUUUCGGACCCUGCUUUUCACUUCUGAGGGAGAGAAAGAGAAAAGAAUGGUGGACAACUUCCGCCCACUUCAGCCGCUGAUGAAUCGCACUGUGCGCUCAUCCUUCCGCCAUGACUAUGUGCUCAAUAUACAAGUGAAGCCCAAGCCAGCAGCCAGCGAAGUCACCCCCUGAGGCAGCAGAUUUAGGCAGCAUCUUGUUGUAACGAAUAUUAGCUUAAAAGUUUAACUAGAUUAUUUUAAAACGCAGCAUUUAGUAGUACUUAUAUGUAUAUAUAUAUGUUUUUUCCCUUCCUUUUUCUUGUAACAACAUUUCAAAAUUCCUGUUCCUGUAAAGCAAAGACAGGGAAACAAAACAAGAAAAACAAAAGCCUGUAACCAAAUAACAUCAAGUUACCUGAGGUCACCCUUUCUUAUGACAGGAUUAAGGAAGAGGAAUCUUCAUUAACUGUUAAAUCUCUCUAAUCUAUUUUUCAGAAAGUCAGAAAAACAGUUUAGUUCCUCCUUGGUUAAAUGGGGACUUAAUGUAAGUGUCUGAUCUUGAUUUUGUUCUGUUUGGGUCUAAUUCAGGAGCUUAACCCAUAACAAGAGGUUCUUGUGAAUUUUAUUUAACACUGCCUCCCUUUUGUUCAAACCAUUGAAUUAUCUCAUCAUUCAGUAUUGGUCCUGUUCUUAGUUACCAUCAUUUGGAGAAGAAUGGCUCUCAAAGGUUAGGUGCAUACUUCCUAGUUUUAGAGUAUUUCAUGUCUAUUUUCUAAAGAUAAGGUCUCAUCUGGAUAGUCCUGGCUGUCCUGGAAAUCACUAUGCGAGUCCCAGUCUAGACUUGAACUCACAAAAAUCUGCCUUUGCCUCCCAAGUGCUGGGAUUUAAUACUUGUGCUACCAUAGCCAGCUUUCAUUUGUCUUAUCAAAUAUAUUUGCUCUUUGACUGAUAA
Messenger RNA from Apodemus sylvaticus (European woodmouse), 1877 nucleotides. It is a transcript of the gene Ca5b, whose product is annotated as carbonic anhydrase 5B. Bases 165 to 1118 code for a protein of 317 amino acids. The record is from RefSeq and is a predicted model, not a curated record. Gene Ontology annotation, cellular component: mitochondrion; cytoplasm. Gene Ontology annotation, molecular function: carbonate dehydratase activity; zinc ion binding. The transcript is spliced from 8 exons. NCBI's taxonomy places the organism in Eukaryota, Metazoa, Chordata, Mammalia, Rodentia, Muridae.